Messenger RNA from Salmo salar (Atlantic salmon), 3063 nucleotides. RefSeq lists its product as uncharacterized. Lineage: Eukaryota; Metazoa; Chordata; Actinopteri; Salmoniformes; Salmonidae. Gene Ontology annotation, biological process: negative regulation of transcription by RNA polymerase II; regulation of cytokine production; regulation of immune system process. The record is from RefSeq and is a predicted model, not a curated record. Gene Ontology annotation, cellular component: nucleoplasm. Gene Ontology annotation, molecular function: DNA-binding transcription repressor activity, RNA polymerase II-specific; RNA polymerase II cis-regulatory region sequence-specific DNA binding.
ACUGGACGGGACGCUUCUUCAGGAACAACAACACCGCUACUCUUUCAACCACCUCGGUAGCUUGCUAGCCAACAUAAAAUUGAAAGAUUUACGCUUUACACCGUGUUUGUGUACAUUAGCUAAUCUCAGUGUUUUAAACACAUUUCUGUUGACUUAUCAACUGAUGACCUUUAACCUAAUUUGCUUGUUCAAUUUGCAAACUUGUUAAAUAUUGAUACUGAGUCUAGCACUAGGCUAGUCGCUAAUGCUAACUAGCUAGCUAACAUCCCCGACCAUGACCUCACUAAACUACUCCUCCCCUGCUAAAGAAGAGGAUGUCUGCUGGACGGAGAAAGAACCUCUGGCGCUGAACAUUGUCGUGGAAGAUGAGGGUGUUACAGUGAAAGAAGAGAAAGAACCCUUUAAAGAGGAAGAGGAUGCUAUUUCAAUAAUGGUGAAGAAGGAAGACGUUUUGGGAGUGAAAGAGGAAGAGACAGAAUAUCAGAUUAACACCAGAGAGAGACGUGACUAUUGUGGAUCCUCUGUGGAGCCUCAACAACAUCCUGAUGCUGACGAGUCAGAGAAGAGUCUCUCCAGAUCAGAACACCAGAUGGACAACGCUAGCCCUUCCACCCUCCUGGAGUCCCCGUGUCGUGCCUCUCCCGGUAGCGCCUUACUGCUGGGUAUGAAGAGGUUGUCUGUGCUGCUGGUGGACUGCAGGAAAACUGGGCUGAGUGGAACUGUGAGAGGAGGAGAAGAGAAGAAAGGAUCAGAUUUGACUCAUCAAAGAGGAAAACCAAACUUGGAGGACCCAAAAACGUCCAAACCAGCAAGACGACACCUCUGCUCCCAGAUUGGGAAGAGUUUUACCAAGUUAGGAAGCCUGAAAAGACAUAAGAGGACACACACAGGAGCGAAGCCACACCAUUGCUCCCAGUGUGGAAAGAGUUUCAAAUUGUUACGAACCCUUAAAGGUCAUGAGCGAAUACACACAGGGGAGAAGCCAUACCAUUGCACCCAGUGUGCAAAGCGUUUUACCCAUUUAGGAAGCCUGAAAGCUCAUGAGCGAAUACACACAGGGGAGAAGCCUUACCGCUGCUCCCAGUGUGGAAAGAGUUUUACCCAGUUAGGAAACCUGAAAGCUCAUGAGCGAAUACACACAGGGGACAAAUCUUACAAAUGCUUAGAUUGUGGAAAGAUAUAUUACUCAUCACAGUCACUUAAAAGUCAUGUGAGAAUCCACACAGGGGAGAAGCCUUACCACUGCUCCCAGUGCGCAAAGCUUUUUACCCAUUUACGAUGCCUGAAAGUACAUGAGCGAAUACACACAGGGGAGAAGCCUUACUGCUGCUCCCAGUGUGGAAAGCGUUUUACCCAGUUAGGAAACCUGAAAGCUCAUGAGCGAAUACACACCGGGGAGAAGCCCUACCUCUGCUCCCACUGUGGAAAGAGAUUUAACCAUUCAGGAAAGCUGAAAGAACACAUGAAACUGCACACAGGUGAGAAGUCUUACAAAUGCAAGUCCAAUAUGAAUGUUCAAUACACACAAUAGGUUUAUCAGUAGCCAGUUAGCUAGAUGUACAGUCCAAUAUGAAUGUUCAAUACACACAAUAAGUUGAUCGGUAGCCAGUUAGCUGCUAAGUCUUAACACCGCUGGCUAUCACAGCUAGCUAUCAACAAAGUUAAAAUGCACUCCAGGCCUCGUGGUGGCAGCAGUGCACUACAACCACUGUUUACCAGAGCUUCCUGAGGGGAAAAGAAUUAGGCUGUAUACAGAUUGAUUAACCACGUUUCCAUCUAUCAAGUUUUUAUUUGAGUAAAGUCAUACCGUAUAAAAAACUCAAGACAGAUGUGAUGGAAACAGGUUUUCAGAAGACUGAGGUGGGUUUUCCUCUAACUUUUUACCUGGGCUUUGCUCCUUUCAUAUUUAUUUUGAUCCUGACAAACUCCCCAAUCCCUGCCAGUGACACGCAUUCCCAUAACAUGAUGUUGCCACCACAGUACUUAUUGUGUGGUUAAUGUGUGGUCUAUCUCCAGGUCAUCAGACUGUUAAAUAGUCACCUCUAGCCGGCCUCCGCCCAGUUCCCUUUCCUGCACUUUAGUCACUGUGAUUAGCCAUCUACCACCCAGUACUCCACCCUGUAUUCUAGUCCAGGCUCAUCCUAUAUAACUACUGCUGUACAUACCUUUUCUAUUCAUAUAUGGUCCGUAAUGUCUUUACACACGUAUACAUUGUAAACAAACUAUAUAUUUAUAUUCCAGACUCUGGCAUUGCUCGUUCUACAAUUUCUAUAUUUAUGAAUCUUUAAAAGGAAUUGUAUGGAUUUACAUGUAUUGUUAGAUAUUACUGCACUGUUUCGCUACACCUGCGAUAACAUCUGAGAAAUAUGUGUAUGAGACCAAUAACAUUUGAUUUGAUCUGGUCAGAGGUGUGCAGACAACAGACAGUGGUAGAGGUGUUUGUGGUGGAGAGGACUGUGGACUCAGUGGAGGACAUCCCAGCCACUUGGCAGUGUUGACACUGCUACUUCCUACCUGACUGGUAAUAGGACUUCACUGCGACUUCCUGUCUGACUGGUAAUAGGACUUCACUGCUAUUUCAUAGUUUUGUCUUCAUCUAUUAUUCUACAAUGUAGAAAAUAGUAAAAAUAAAGAUAAACCCUUGAAUGAGUAGAUAUGUCCAAACGUUUGACUGGUUCUAUAUACUUCUGCUACUGUCACAUAACAAAAUACAAUGUCAGUGUCAGUGUAUGCAUCCUUAGAUGCUGUGGGAAUGUGUUAUAUUGUGUACAUGUUCCCCUUGUAGAUAUUCCUUAACAUCUUAGAUACUAGUACAUUAGUAGUACAUGACAGUGUAAUGGUGUACUACUACAGUACGGUACUGUCUUGACAUCCUCGUUUGAAACGGAAAAGUUUAUUGUCAGAACCAGCCUUCUGGACAUGUGUACUAUAUAAAAUAUCAGGGACUCCUUGAUUCCCCAGAGGUUCUUGUUCUCUACAGUUUAACAUAAACAGUAUUUCCCUCCCCUCUAAAAACAUACUUUUGGAUUAUAAACAUGUCAAUAAAAAAUGAUGACUAAAGUA